Messenger RNA from Odontomachus brunneus, 10285 nucleotides. RefSeq lists its product as uncharacterized. Lineage: Eukaryota; Metazoa; Arthropoda; Insecta; Hymenoptera; Formicidae. The coding region runs from base 5115 to 9185 and encodes 1356 amino acids. Gene Ontology annotation, molecular function: monoatomic ion channel activity; protein-containing complex binding. The transcript has 8 exons. Gene Ontology annotation, biological process: monoatomic ion transport; transmembrane transport. Gene Ontology annotation, cellular component: membrane. The record is from RefSeq and is a predicted model, not a curated record.
CGUUUGUUCACUCGUUCGUUCGCUCGCUCGCUCGCUCGCUUGUGCCUCGCUAAUGCGAUUGCUCAGCGACGUGUCGGCCACAUUCGUCGGCCGAUAUGUGUCGCUCAUUCAUCUAUAUCGUACGUCGAUGUCAUUCAUCGACGACUUCCUCUAACUGGCCUCGACGCCGGCCCCGCGUCAGCGGAGGAUCGUUUCCGCGCGAUCGCGGCGACGCGCGUUAUCCUCCGCGCCCGAUCGAACAUCAUCUCCCGAGAAGAUGCCGGCUCUUGCUUGCGCGAUCGAGCAUUGGCGUACAACACGCUCUCUCUCUAUGUCUUUCUUUCUUUCUCACUCCUGGUGAUGUCGCAUGCGAGUAUUUUUUUGAAGUGAAUCAGCAAAGAUAUUUCUGAUUGAAUCGGCGAGAGGAGUAUUUCACUGCUGAUCAGCGGGUGUGUUCACUGACGCUCUCACUGAAAACAUUCCCAGCUUACUGCCUCGUCUUAUAUCUCACUAAUUUCCGAUCCGUGGGAGUGAGAUUCCACUGCAACAUCUCUGGCACAUGAACUCGUUGUACGAGAUCCAACUUUCUGCGUUCCAGCUGAUGGAAUUGUUUACGGCUUUCAGGCAAUCUGCACGCGCGAUGGCACCCUCUGUGUGUCGCAAACUGCAUCAGUAAUGGUAACACUAUUAACUGAUAUAUCCCUUCAGGGAGACCUUACUGUGAUUGCAGUGCUGUAUACUUGUGACUGAACUGCCAGUUAGAAGUAUAGCAUUUCGGUGAAGAGAUGCACCGAUGGUGCUUCAGAGAGGGAGCAGCGCGCAGGGGUUCGCGCGUGAAAUAUCACGGUUCGCUCGCGAUCGCUCGAUCGCCUCAGCUUCAUUUCUCUUUGUUACUUCACUCGCGUUUGCGAAAUCGAACAUCCGCCAGGAACAUUAUUCACUUCGCAUCGCGCACACUCGAGAAUCACGGCCCGUGCACUCGCACGUCGUGCACCCGGGGAGAUCGUGGAUAUCGAAAUAUCUAAGUUGUUGUCGGCCUCUACUACCCCCCAGCACGCAAAGUCGGUCGUUUCUCUUCGCGGUGACGUCGCGUGCGCUACUUACUCGCAUCCUGAGAACGCAUGAUGCUUCUUACCCCACUGUAGACCCUCAAACAUCAGAGUGGGAGGUUAUACACGUACAAUGUAUAUUGCAAGGUUGAAGGAUAUUGAAAAAUCAAAAUCGUUGCGCCGAGUCUUCUCUUCACGACGAGCCGAUCGUAUUUCCCUACGUGGCGACGUUACGGUACAAUCCGCGUGAUUGAAUGUCCUGAGAAUAUUUAUUCGUCUACACCUCUUGCUUUACGUUUACGAUAGACAUCCGAAUAUCGAAGUAGUUUCCGAGUUAAAUUUUGUCUCUAAGCUGCUCUGUCCUGGUGUUAUUCCUCGCGACUUAUUCCAUGUUCCUCGUGGCUGCUAUGCGGCACACCGAAACGCUCCAAAGCACGCCGUGACUUUAACCCUUUGUGAGGUGCGUGAUCUACAGGUGUAAUUUAAAGAUCAUGCAUUAAAGAUACAUUAUUUUUUCUAAUAUCAACGGAGAUAAUAUUACAGUUUUUUUGUGUAUAAAUGAUUUUCUAUUGUGUAUUGUGUUUCUAGUGGGGCAAAAAUAAAACUGUCAGUAAAAUCUAUCUUGCUAAGGUAAAUCGAGAUAAAGGCAAAUUAAACUGAUAUAGUAAAUUUCGCUGGAAACAUAGCAAAUUUCUUAACAGCGUUUCAGUUCCUAAAAUACAAAUGCACGUAUGGAAUAGAAGGACAGUCAAUCUAUUCUUCGGCUGCAAAAUUCUCCCCGGAUACAUGGUCUAUUAUACAUAGUUUAUAUUAUUUGUAUUUACAAAUAAAAAUAUAUAUAUAUCUGACAGAAUACACGUCUGUAGUGAUAAAACUGGCGUCUAAAAUAAGGUACAAGAUGCACGCGCCUACUGAAGGGUUAAAAUCCUUGUUUCUGAACACUUUUCUCUGGGGAAAAGUCGUCAUUCCCGCUUGUUUUAGUCCUAGACGAUAAGUACUUGUAUAAAACGCCAUAGAUACUUGAUUCUGUUGUCGAAAUUUGUAUCAUUGUUCACCAACUGCACACGAACUUCUGCAAAUUGCGCUUUUCCUUGGGACAAAGAUCCAUCCCUAGACUUCAUGGUCAAGUGAUUCUUCGUUGCUUUUACAAGUGACAUCGGCUCUUGAAUAAAGACCAGUGUCCUGUUCCAUUGCUGUUACUCGAUAUCAUUUUGUCCCUGCGUUUAACAGAGUACCUUGCGUUUCGUCACGAGUACCGCGAGCACCGCCGGCCGGCGAUCCAAUCGUACGAGUGUAUGAAAACUUUAUUAAUCACGAGCGACCGUGUUCCAUCAUUCGGACCGUCACGAUGAUGUUGCAGAAUUUGGAAAGUGCCGCCUCACGACGGGACUCUUAAUCUCCCUCUUAUUAGAACUCGUAACGGGAAGAGCCGCAACGCGGCCGAAACGAGAUCUGCUUUGCCUGCUUUCAACGACCCAAGACGAUUGAGUUGGCCCUUUGAACAGCCCUUUCUCAUUUCUGAUACCUGGUUUCUCAGAUUAACGGAUUUUCGAGAACGUUCGACGAGCAGUUCGAGUCUCGUCCGGCCUUUGAAAUCUUAAUCCUUGGUCAAUAUCAAGAAGAAGAAGAAGAAGAAUACCAGAGUUACGGAGCUUAUUAGCCGAUCCUUGCUUCCUUCAUCUUGUCUUCAUCAGCGGGAGCAAUCAUCCGUAGAAUCUGACGAGCGAACAACGGAAGAACGAAGACGAGAUUCCCCAAAUCACGAACGGAAGACGACGCAAGAAUCGUCAAAGGUGCGAAGGGGAGAAAAACGGUCUCCCGCAAGGUGUCGAAAUGUCGUUUGGAUCGAUCCGCUAGGCCGGCCGAGGGCGUUCCGUCAGUUUCUACCCUCCGACUCACACGCGGCCGGCACGCACGCCGCGUAAAUUCCGCCCUCGUCGCGCGGAGAGGAUUCGCGCGGGGUCGCGAUGCGGCGGGAAGCGAUGCGCGCGACCGUUUCCGCCGCGGUUCGCCGCGAGCCGAUGAACUGAUACCGCCGAAGGUGCGCGCGAAGGCACCAGCCCCGUCGUAAGCGUCUCCUGGACGCCGUCCGCGGUGUGCUCCCUUCGGAUCACGCGAGUGACCUCGCGGGUGAGAAGCGUCGCGGGAGAAGCGGCGCCGGAGGAUGGAGCGGAACCGAAGGUGCGCGAGCUCGCACAAGCGUCGAAGGACAGGAUUCGCGUCCUCGUGCGUCUCCUCUUGAGGCCCACGUCGACGUCGUGUCCGGCUAGGCAGUCGGAUACGAGGCGUUGAGCGCGAGCGCGCCGAUUAAUCGCGAGUGUAAACUGCGAGCGUCGCUGGUGUUGCUUCAGCGUUCAGCGGGCGCCUGAUAGAAGUUCGCUAAUCAACGUGAGCGAUACGUACGUAAACACGCGGAGUGCUCGUACCUCGCCCGGGUGGUUUCGUCAAAGCCCGCUCUCUCUCUCCCUCCACCGUCGCCGGUCUUUUCCGAAACUUCGUGAAUUUCUGGCGAUCGGGCCGGAUGUUGUGUUUGCGCAAAGGCGGAGAAAUUAUGUAAACAAAACCGCGCGGGAGAACUCGCAAACUUGAAUCGCGAACGUUGCAAGAGAAGAAGCGAGGGAAGGACGAGGCGGAAAGUACGCCAUAGAAGAGUUCCAGAGUCGCUCGGGUGGCCGCGAUCGGUUCGAUCACGGAACCGUCGACGGAACCCCAAAAGCACGUAUCGAAAACGUGAAAAGAGAGAAAGAGAGAGAGAUACUUAUCAUAUAUCAGGGGAACGAAAAGUCCCAUCUUAACUUUAACCGAGCAUCCGACAAAGCACUCCGAAUGUCGCGCGGAGACCUCGCGGGGGUGCUGGAGUGCCAUGACCGGGGAAGUGAAUGAAUGAGUGAGUGAGUGAGUCCGAGUUAAGAGUCGAAUUGGAAGUCGGGGGAGAUCGAGGAAGCGGGACAGGUCGGCCGGGGUUAUACGAAGUCAGACACCGGACGACGAAAGAAUUUGCGAGGGCGGUGGUAUCGAUCGGCGGGAUCGAUCGAGCUUCAAAACGCCGCCCAACGAAUCGAGUCGCGUCGAGGGACUUGGGCGAAAGAGAGAGAGAAAGAGACACACAACGAAGAAUCGUCAGCGAGAAAAGAGGGUGGAGGAGACGAGAAGUCACGUACGCUUGUGUCUUGCACUCUCGCGGGAAAUCAGCGACCGCGGAGAGAAGCCGAGUUGGGCCCGGCGGUCUCCAGUGGUGCCGUCGUCUUCUUCCUUGCAAACGGGUGCCUGACAAAUUGAUAACGAGUCAAUAACGUCGCACCGCGUGAAAAAGAGACGAACCUGAGUGCAGAUCCUCGGGGUGAAUCGUGAGUCGAAGGGGACGAGGGGCUUUCUUCCCUAAAAAGGAAAAGAAGAAGAAAAGCCGCAGACGCUCGUUGUGUUUAACCGCACGUCGGGGAGCGGCCCUUAAGUUUCAUGGCGGAUCCAUCGGCGUUCCGCCUCUCGCGCCCUUUGCUGAUCGUAGAGGAGCGGCUCGAUCGUUGCGCCCACACGAGCGACGACGACGACGACGACGACGACGCGAGGGGACAAGACGCGUUUUUGAAAACGCCCCGAACGCGGGGGAUCACCCUCGCGGCUGGAACAGACGGUUUUAGUUCGGUUUUAGUUUGCGCGCGCGGCAGAAAAUCGGCUGGUCGUCGAUAAGCGCGAGAUUAUAGCGAACAGCGAGGAUCAGAAGAUCAGGCGGUGAAAUUGGGAAGAUCAGGCGAGAGCGGAGAACAAGGGAGAGCGACAGAGAAAGGGAGAGAGAGCGAGAGAGAGAGAGAGAGAGAGAGAGAAAGAGAAUAUCAGCGACGUGAACACGCCACCAGAAAAGGGAUACCAAUUCGGCGCGGAUUCGUCCUCGCCUCCUGUUGCCCUCCUUUUCCCCUUUGCUGGUCUCCACACUUGGCCUCUCUACGUUUGGGAACUUUGAGCGCGGCGAUCUAUAACCGUGCGCCGCCCUUUAAGGUGGCUUAAAGGAUAUCACGAGAGACCCAGGAUGCGAGCCGGCCCCCGCAGUGCCGUCGGGGGAAUCAGACCCUUUAUUGGGAACAGGGAGAAAUGAAGUUAUCAGUGUCGGCUUAUACAGCUCAGGCUAGUGCUCACAAGAAUCUCUGCAGCUAUCAGCAACAGCGGAGCUACGGGGCCACCAAUCAGGCGUCCACGGCCCGGGCCCCCUCAGACCUCGCGACGGUCCUUCCUGCCCUCAAGGUGGAUCGGGGGGAAAAGGAGGAGGGACAGGGAGAGGGUGGUCUGGCGCCGUCCUCAGCGGGUUUCAGCGGUGGUGCUUCCAGUUCGAGGAUGGGCCCCGGGCCCGAUUCUGGCAGCAGCGCUCCCUCUUCGGUACCCCAGUCGUUGGCUACCUCAAGGGACGACGAGGACGACGAGGACGAGGAGAGCAGCGGUAGGAGGUCUAAUGGCCACGGAAGAUCGAGAACGAAGAGCAAUCAGCGGUGGAUGAAACUGCGCACGACGGUGCAGCUGUCCUCGGCGAUCUCCACGAUACAGAAGAAGCCGCCGCUCAAGCGCGAGGAUUCCUUCCUCAAGAGGUUCUCCACCAGGCAGAUCCCGGAGAGCCAGGAGACUCUCGACACCGGCGAAGGCGAGGGGGACGCGACCGACAAAGAGACGGGCAGUCGGCGCCGCAGACGGCCUCGCAAGCCCCAGAAGCCUCCCAAGACCGUGGUGAAUCCGGACGAGAACUUCUACUACUACUGGCUGAUGCUGCUGUCGGCCUGCGUACUGUACAACCUAUGGACGCUGAUCGUGCGCCAGAGUAUGCCGGAGCUGCAGGCGCUGUCGCCUGCAGCCUGGCUCUCCUGCGACAGCUUCACCGACCUCGUGUUCUUCCUGGACGUGGCGGUGCAGUUCCGCACCGGCUAUCUCGAGCAGGGCCUGAUGGUAUACAACAGCCGGAAGCUGGCCGGCCACUACCUCAAAUCCAAGUCGUUCGUGCUCGACCUGCUGGCCCUGCUGCCGCUCGACCUGCUGCAGGUGAACUUCGGCAGCAACCCGAUGCUGAGGUUCCCGCGCUUCCUCAAGAUCUACCGCGUGUACAAUUACUACUACAUGGUGGAGUCGCGCACCGUCUACCCAAACUUAUGGCGCGUGCUGAAUCUCAUUCACAUACUGCUCAUACUGGCGCACUGGUUCGGCUGCUUUUACUACCUGCUGAGCGAGACCGAGGGCUUUCAGGGCGACUGGGUGUACCCGUACCGGCCCGGCGAAUACGCUACCUUGACCAGGAAAUACCUGGGCUCCCUCUACUGGUCCACCCUGACGCUGACGACGAUCGGCGACCUGCCCACACCGGAGACCAACGCCGAGUACGUCUUCACGAUAGUCAGCUACUUGAUCGGCGUCUUCAUAUUCGCGACCAUCGUCGGCCAGGUCGGCAACGUCAUCACCAACAGGAACGCGAAUCGUCUCGAGUUCGAGCGGCUCUUGGACGGCGCCAAGACCUACAUGAGGCACCACAAGGUGCCGGGCGGUAUGAAACGGCGGGUGCUCAGGUGGUACGACUACAGCUGGUCGCGUGGCAGGAUCCAGGGCGGCGGUGACAUCAACACCGCCCUCGGUCUACUACCGGACAAGCUCAAGACCGAGCUGGCGUUACACGUGAACCUCUCGGUGCUGAAGAAGGUCACCAUUUUCCAGGAGUGCCAGCCGGAAUUUUUGCACGAUCUCGUCCUAAAGAUGAAGGCCUACAUUUUCACCCCCGGUGAUUCGAUAUGUCGGAAGGGCGAGGUCGCCCGUGAGAUGUUCAUAAUAGCCGACGGUAUUCUGGAGGUGAUCAGCGAAACUGGCAGAGUUCUUACGACAAUGAAGGCCGGAGACUUUUUCGGCGAGAUUGGUAUACUCAAUCUGGACGGAUUGAAUAAACGCACAGCUGACGUUCGCUCGGUGGGUUACUCCGAGCUGUUCAGUCUCUCUCGGGAAGACGUGCUGGCCGCGAUGAAGGACUACCCAGAGGCGCAGGAGAUCCUGCAGAACCUCGGCCGGAAGCGGCUGAUGGAAGCGCAGAGGGUGGCGCGGGCGUCACGUCGGCCGACGUCUCCUGGCCACGACUCCUCCGACAACAGCACCGGCAAGCGGAUCGUCGACAAGCUGAAGAGCGACGUGAAGGGCCUGAAGAACGUGCUGAGGAAGAGCCGGCGCAACACCAGACCCGAGGAGAGCCUGGAACUUCAACCGUUGGCGCCGAAAAUGCCGGCGCUGAAGAGGCAGCAGAAGAUCGACGACGGCCAAGAUCUGUGCCUACCGAACAGCCAAGAGCCACCGGUGUCGCCGUUGGGCGCCGGCCUGCCCUUGCUGUCCAGGCUCAGGCUGCUGAAGGAGAAGGAGGAAAGAGAGGAGCGACGCAACCUGAUGGACACGUUGAGCCAUGCGGCAGAGCCACACCCGCCGCCACCCACGGAGGCCUUGAACCCCACAAACCCGAAUCUACCGUUCCUACAGAGGAUACUCCUGCUGAAGGCGAAGAAUGAGCAAGAGGCCCAAGUGGAGAAGGAGGUGCCCACUAAGGAACCCUUGCUGCCUAAGAACACCAUCCCCGAGGAGACCUCGCAGAUGGAAGAGGAGCAGUCCUCGUCGGGUAGUCAGGCCAUCGCGACCAUCACCUCGGAGGUUGAGACGCGAGCGCCCGUGGUGAACGCCAAGAAGCCUUGGGCCAUGCUGAAGAAUGCGUCGUUGACCAAGGACAACUCACCGCAGAAGAGCCCGCCGACCAAGAAGCUGCAGCAGACCAAGAUGUACGCCUCCGUGGACGACCUGUCGCCGGAGUACUGCGGCCUGCCGUUCGUCAAGAAGCUCAAGAUCCUCAACGAGAGGCAGAAGUUGGCCGAGCUGGAGAAGGCGGUGAGGAGCUCGUCCCUCGACUGCGGCGAGAACGCUGAGCCGGAGUUCGACGGCAACCUCACAAGGAGCCAUUCGGAAGCCUGCGCCAUCGAGUAUGCCAGGAAACUGGCCAAGCUCAAUCAAGAUCGGCAAGCAACCGCGACGGUGUCGUCGGUGGAGCAGCUGUCGCCGGAGAACGAGACGCUGGAGAGGCGGAACCUAAAGAGCAUCCUGAAGAAGCUGUCGGCCAGCAGCAGAACUGGCAGCUCCGAGACUUCGGCUACCAGCACGCCGGAUCGCGAGGCUGCCACUGCCGAGCUGAAGAGGCUUAUGAGAGCGCCGACGAUCGAGGGCUACGCCGCGCGGCACUCCAAGCUGUCCAAGAGCGUAACCUUCAACAAGUACACGCUGCAGAGCCCGCCGUCCGAGCAAGUCAUCCCGCAACCCAACUACCCGCUGUCCGAGCUCCAGGAUCAGCCGCCACUGCCGCCGCCCAAUAAACUCAGUUUCCGUCCUGUGGGCAGUGUCGGCGUCCUGCAAAUGGUGUCACGGCCGAGGGAGGAGGAGUGCCUGGGCGAUCUGCUCUCUGGAAUCAGCGAGGUCAUUAAGGCGGGCCUGGAGAAUAUGCAGAUUAAGUUCGAGCGACAGUUCACGUCUCUGGAGCUGGAGGUUCGCAAGCGCGACGAGAUAAUAUCGCAACUGCAGUCGCGGAUCCAGGAGCUGGAGCGGCGGGAGUCGCGCGACGGCGACGACUCCGGCGGCGACAGCACCGAGCACGACGCCUCGCUGGAGGAGGACCUGGACGACGAUCGCGAGGACCAUCCGUUCAUGCGGGACAGCUCGGUGGACACCGUCCUGACCACACGAUCGCACGACCGCCGUUCGUCCUCGUCGCUGGGCUCGAGCUCGCGUAGCAGAAGGUCCUGGGAGGAGCACUCGGAGAGAGAGACCUUGGAGCUUCAGGAGCUGCCGAACUCGAUAGUGCCGCAGCGACUGUCGUCGCGGGAGGACGUGGCGAUCGACCUGGAGUCGAACAGCGACAGCAGGUCGGACGAGGAGUUCGACGUUCGCCGACGUCGCAAGGGCGACAGCGACGAGGGCGACGAGGAAGACGAGGAGGAGGAGGAGGAGGAGGAGGAGGAAGAGGAGGAGGAGAACGAAGACGACGAUGACGACGUGGACGACGACAAGAUCGUGCGGCAAGACGGCUACAACAAUUGGGAAGUCGCCCUGUUGGCGAAGCAGCUCGAGGCGAGGAGAAGGAGCAGCGACAACGCCGGUAGCCCGGGUUCCUAGCGCAUUAACGAGAUUCUAGAAAUACUGUGUUACCUCACGAACACGAUACGCUCCGACGGUUGGUGCAACCCGCUGGCUGGGCACGGUAGUGCAGCUUUUUGCGAACACGAUCAUCGCCCGUCAUCGUAUUCGCAGUUAGACUUCGAUAGUAUGACUAGCCGUAGCGAGACUAUGAUGUAGUCUGGUCGCAGGGUAUGCCAGGUAGCGAGCGGACGCGCGGCCGUUGAUAUCGGAUACUCCUUUUCGGUAUCUCAACGUUAAAAACGGAAUUUCGCGAGUUUUUACAGUAUAACGCGUUACAGAGAGAAUCUUUCACUAUACUACUACUAUUACUGCUACUUCGACUUCUAUUAUUAUUACUACUACUACUGUUAUUACUAAUACUAUUACUACUACUACUACUACUUACUGAUACUACUACCGUCGCGCAUUGUUGUUUUCCGUCGAGUGUCAUUUCGUUUAAAUAUACGUUUCUCUUCUUCUGUUGCUCCUUUUUCUGUAACUCGUUUUCGUAUCCCGUAGCAACGUUGCCGCAGAGACAUUACGGAGAGAUGUGUACUUUUGUAUAUUUUGUACAUUUUCGAUCACUCUCCUCCGCCCCUGUUUAUCUUUAUUCACACGUUCACUCGUUUGUUUUGUAUUAUUCAUAGGUAUUCUGAUACCGUGAUGGUGACCAGCUCGAAUCGCAACUUCGUUUCUUGCAAAUACACAUUUGUUGAAUUGUAAAUAAUUCACAGGUGCCUGAGGAAAUAUUAUACUUGAAGUAUGCAGAAUUUAUAUAUAAACAUCCUAAUUGAACGUACAAGAUACCUCAGAAUAGACGCGUACCAACAGCAAGGUUGCAAUCUAGAGGGAGUUCCUUAAUUACCAAUUGAAAACUUUCUGGGACGGAAAUUGAAACCUGAGCUACAAUGUCAACGAUAAUAUCCAAACACCAUUGCAUUCUAUGCUGUCGACUUACCGGAAGUACCUCGACCGUUUUGUUGGCAACGUGUGUGUACAAGAUAUCUUCUCUCAAAUGUAAAAUCAAGACUAAAUUUCUUCGAGAAUACAAUCAUGCUACUGGUAUACAUACAUAUAUAUAUAUAUAUAUAUAUAUA